Messenger RNA from Glossina fuscipes, 1724 nucleotides. Its product is annotated as protein rolling stone-like. Gene Ontology annotation, cellular component: membrane. The transcript has 4 exons. Lineage: Eukaryota; Metazoa; Arthropoda; Insecta; Diptera; Glossinidae. The record is from RefSeq and is a predicted model, not a curated record. Bases 343 to 1104 code for a protein of 253 amino acids.
CCGUAGUCAUACAAAUGAUGGCGUACAAUGGCUUACAAAAUGAAAGAAAUUUAAUACUAAUAUAUUCGCUCCUAACCUCUUCGAAGCGAUUGACGACUCAUGCAUAUACAUAUUUUUUUUCUUUGCAAAGGCGGAACGCAUUCCAAUAGUUAUAUAAGAAUUCGGCUAAAAUAUUCAUCCCCGAAAUCGAACAGCUCUGAGCAAAAAAGUGAUGAAAACCUUAGAUUCGCGCAAGGCUGCUAUUAAAUACUUUACAGCGCUUCGCUUAAUGUACUCAAUUAUUUUCGUGAUACAAGAUCAUAGAACAUACAUUACGUCCAUGCGAAGUAGUUCAAAUUUAAAAUGGACACAAACUUUGGGUGCGUCGUAUUGUCUUGGCAAAGCGGUGAGCGCAGUUGGUUCUACUUGAUUUAUCGUUGGAUUUGGAUGUUGUGCUUUGCCGCCGUAUUUUUAGUUUGUUUAUCCCUGCAAUAUUCUGAUGGCAAGUAUUUCAUCUUUAUGACAAAUUGGGGUGUCAUCCUUGGUCUUUUGACACAAUUUGUCGCUGCUGUAUUGGUUACGCGUUGGCAGUUUAAUAUAAAUUCAUUGCGUUCCAACAUAUGUGAAAUGGGUACGCAAGGUUCUCCUACGACGCCUUUGGUGAAAGUGUAUUGGCUCUUACACGGCGUCACUAUGUCAGUAUCAUUGGUCAUUACAACCGUCUAUUGGUCUAUUUUGCAUGGUAAAAUGAAUAAACCGAUGCGAUUUCCUGUGUUGAGUUUUGUGACCCACUGCCUGAAUUCGGUUUUUAUGCUAGUCGAUUUCCUGAUGGUGGGAUUUCCAGUGCGUGUAUUACACACCGUCUAUGCCAUGCUGUUGCCUAUCAUUUAUUUUAGCUUUACAAUCGUUUAUUUUUUGUGCGGCGGUGUGGACGAAUAUGGAAAUCAUUAUGUCUACCCAAUAUUGGAUUGGACUUCCCCCAUGCGUGGUGUAAUCACUUUUGCGGGCGUGUUUACUUUGUAUUGCAUUUAUGCUAUUGUAUUUUAUUCCAUUUACCAAUUCAAACGUUUUCUACAUCGUUCGUUUAGCACAAUUUGGUCACCACACUGUGUCGGCUUAAUAUGAAUCAUGAGCGCUCGAAUUUCUUCGUAUCAGCUUUUAAACACAAAGUAUUUUCUAUAAUGUAGAUAUAAGAAUUGGCUUCGUUUGCCUUUGGUUUUAUAUUAUUCUAUGGUAUUCGAUACUCGCAUGGUUAUGCUAAACUGCAACACCACUAUUAUAAAGGAUGUACCAAAAUCCUCGCAAGAAGUAAUUUUGAUAGAAAACUCAGGUUUAUAUUUAAGAAUUACAUACUUUUUAUUGUUUCUUAAUAUAUGCAGUAUACAGGGAACUUUGUUCGAAAUGUCAGCACCCGCUGGAUUGUCCGUAACCAACAAAUCCUAAUUCCUAUGCCUAUUGUCAAUAGGCUUUAAUUUUUGAGUGAACUGAACUUUGUAAGCAUGAAUAUGCAAAUCUUUCGUGAGAGUAGGUGACAGCGACAUAUACAAUUCCUGAGUGCGUUGUCGACUCUCUGCAACUUCCUUUAUAUUGCUUCGACUUUUUUUUUUUUGAAGAACGGCUAGCAUGUUUAAGACCGCUUCCUUCCCACUGCUGACGAAUUUUGAGAAAUCCUGUGCUUUGCUUCCACCCCCUUUAUUAUUAUUAUUAGUAUUAUUAAUUUCGCCAGAGAAAUAAAUUGUAAGACU